AUCCUGAUGAUGGUUAAUGUCUUCAUUUAUUUGAUCAUGGAAGUCUCCAAAAGUAGCAGCCAAGAAAAAAAUGGAAAGGGGGAAGUAAUAAUACCCAAAGAAAAGUUCUGGAAGAUCUCUGACCCCCCUGUGGCGUACUGGAACAGAGAACAAGAAAAGCUGAACAGGCGGUACAAUCCUAUCUUGAACAUGUUGGCCAACCAGACGGGGGACGUAUACGGGUUUUCCAACAUAAGCCAUCUAAAUUUUUGUGAACCUGACCUGAGGGUCAUGUCAGUAGUUUCAGGUUUCAGCAAUUUGCCAGACAGAUUUAAAGACUUUCUGCUGUAUUUGAGAUGUCGAAAUUAUUCACUACUUAUAGAUCAGCCAGAUAAAUGUGCAAAGAAACCCUUCUUAUUACUGGCGAUAAAGUCCCUCAUCCCACAUUUUGCUAGAAGGCAAGCAAUUCGGGAAUCUUGGGGCAGAGAAACCAAUGUGGGGAACCAAACGGUAGUGAGAGUCUUCUUACUGGGGCAGACCCCGCCCGAGGACAACCACCCGGACCUGUCCGAUAUGCUGAAAUUUGAGAGUGAGAAGCACCAGGACAUUCUUAUGUGGAACUACAGAGACACUUUCUUCAACUUGUCCCUAAAAGAAGUGCUCUUUCUCAGGUGGGUGAGCACUUCUUGCCCAAAUGCCGAGUUCGUUUUCAAGGGCGAUGACGAUGUUUUUGUGAACACCCAUCACAUCCUGAAUUACUUGAAUAGCUUACCCAAGAACAAAGCCAAAGAUUUGUUUAUAGGCGAUGUGAUCCACAAUGCUGGACCUCAUCGGGAUAAGAAACUGAAG
Ailuropoda melanoleuca (giant panda) is the source of this 828-nucleotide messenger RNA. RefSeq names its product N-acetyllactosaminide beta-1,3-N-acetylglucosaminyltransferase 2-like. NCBI's taxonomy places the organism in Eukaryota, Metazoa, Chordata, Mammalia, Carnivora, Ursidae. Gene Ontology annotation, cellular component: Golgi membrane. Gene Ontology annotation, biological process: protein O-linked glycosylation; poly-N-acetyllactosamine biosynthetic process. Gene Ontology annotation, molecular function: N-acetyllactosaminide beta-1,3-N-acetylglucosaminyltransferase activity. The record is from RefSeq and is a predicted model, not a curated record. The transcript has a single exon. The annotation marks the transcript as partial.